Molecule: messenger RNA, 1122 nt
Organism: Daphnia magna
Lineage: Eukaryota; Metazoa; Arthropoda; Branchiopoda; Diplostraca; Daphniidae
Exons: 1
Coding region: 1-1122 (373 amino acids)
Source: RefSeq, a predicted model, not a curated record
AUGGAGAAAAACUUCACCGAGGGUUACGCACGCGUCGUUGGAGAGGAGAGACUUGGACAACCGGAAUAUUACCUGGCCCAUCACGGCGUACGGAAAGGGAAGAAGACCCGAGUUGUCUUCGACGCAGCGGCAAAAUACAAGGGUAAGGCGUUGAACGACGCCAUUCUCAGCGGACCAGCGCUUCAAGCUCCACUUAUGGCGGUGAUUCUGAAAUUCCGCGAAGGAGUGGUAGCGUGGGCCUUGGAUAUCGGGGCAAUGUUUAGCCGCAUACGAAUGAGACCGGAAGAUUGUCGUUUUUUUCGAUUCCUGUGGCAGCGGAAGGGUGAAACAAGACCUUAUGUCUGCGAGUUUACUCGCCUGCCGUUCGGAGCUACCUGCUCACCCUUUUUGGCCAUCAGCGUGACGCGACGGGCAGCGGCCGACUACAGUCAAGAUCCGGAUGCCCUCAUCGCCAUCAAAUCAAAAUUUUACGUGGAUGAUUAUCUCAGUUCAGUGGCUUCGGUCGAGCAAGGUGUAAAAGAAGCACGAGCAGUGAGCGACGCGCUCGCGAAGGCGGAUCUGCACCUGGAAGGAUGGGUCUCGAAUUCCCCCGAAUUCAGUCAGGAAAUGGCCGUGGACGGUGCCACAACGACCGAACUUUCUCUUAAUGGCGCGGAAGCAGAAAAGAUGCUUGGAGUUUGCUGGAAGGCCCAGUCGGACAUCCUCACGUUUCAGAUGGACCACAUUACCGAAGUCGUCUACACCCGGGUAGGCAUCGCCAGCAAGGUUGCGAGUCUUUUCGAACCGCAAGGCAUGGCCACCCCGAUGGUGGUGAAAGCCAAAAUCAAGCUACGUGAGCUCGGCGUGCAGGGACUACAGUGGACGGACCCGGUGGUUGGUGAAAGCCGGAAGUGGUGGGAGAAGUGGUUCGACACGCUCAAACAGCUGAACGCCGUAAAAAUUCCCAGAUGCUUAUUCCCGCAGGAGUUGCUGAUCGAGGAGACGGAACUACAUAUAUUCGUGGACGCUUCCAAAGAGGCAUAUGCCGCCGUGGUUUAUGUUCGUCAAAUCUAUCGCGACGGAAGCAUCGAAAUUCGGCAAGUGCGGGCGGUGACGAAGCUCGCACCAAAACAGAACCUAUGA